This is a messenger RNA of Pogonomyrmex barbatus (red harvester ant), 1579 nucleotides long. RefSeq names its product carbohydrate sulfotransferase 11. The record is from RefSeq and is a predicted model, not a curated record. Gene Ontology annotation, cellular component: membrane. NCBI's taxonomy places the organism in Eukaryota, Metazoa, Arthropoda, Insecta, Hymenoptera, Formicidae. Gene Ontology annotation, molecular function: sulfotransferase activity. Gene Ontology annotation, biological process: carbohydrate biosynthetic process.
AAUGUGCUUUGUUUCGCGCUUCGUCGUUUUUUCAUAUUUAAACCCGCGUAGAGGACACAAGUUCUUGAUUUUUACAUGGAACUUUUGUGUUAUUGUGUUGAAAUAGAUAAACCGAGAUAUUUCUUCUCAUCUAUCUGCGGAGGCGGGAUAUGAGAGAGGAAACGGAACUCUGUUUUGUCGCUUUGUUGUGGAUCUUCAGAUAUUCACGUUCAGUAUCGAUCGUGUUACGGUACAAGAUUCCAAACUAUAGUUUUUCAAUUAUAGUUUUUAGUAAUUUAUUCGAAUAGUAUUUCACCAAUAAGUAAAUUAUACAUGUGAUAAGAUUAGAGACACGACGCAUACAAUGCAGAAAAAAGUAACAAUCGUUGCGUUAACAUCGAGUGACAAUGAAAAUUUGAUAAUUUAUCCGCGAUCACUGAAAUCUCGUAUCUAUCACAUCUUGAAAAAAUUGAUACAGAGACAAGUCACUUUGACACAGCCGAUCAUACAGAUCAUAAUAUUAGCGGCGAUCUGCAUUAUCACGUUGUUAACAUUAACAAAUCUAGUGUAUACGAAGACAAACACAGAGCCGGCCACAUCGCUGAGGUAUGCAUCGUCUGUGUUCGUUGAACGUAUUCCCGCGUCUAGAACAAUGUUCUCGCGAGUUACGAUAUCGUCAGAUCAAAUGGAGAACGUUAGGCAGGAAUUUGAUAAUAGAAGACGAAAAGUGGCACGCAUGUGCGACAUAAUCGGUAUGAAGACAUCGCACCUGAAUACUACGCUGAUGCAUAUGGUUAUCGAUGUGAAGCACAACCUGUCAUGGUGUCCCAUACGUAAGGCGGCGAGUUCUACGUGGAUGAAUAAUUUCAUUCUUAUGCAAGAUAUUCCGCCGGAUUUUAUUGUGGAUUUAAUGCGCCGCAAUUGGCUACGAAGCACUGAUGUGAUAAGACAGAAGUUUCAGCAAAAUAUGAAUGUUACUAAAAUCUACGAGAAUAUGAACAGAACGAAGACAUUUCUGAUUGUGCGACAUCCAUUGGAGCGUCUAUUGUCCGCAUACAGAGACAAGUUCGAGCACGUGCGGAAUCAUGAGCAUUACUACAAACGUUUUGGCCAACGUAUUGUGCUCAAAUAUCGUCAAUCGAAUAUAACGAAAUUAGAACCAACGUUUGAGGAAUUUCUGCUGUUCAUAAUCAACGAGAGAUAUUUUGACGAACACUGGAUGCCGUAUUAUCGCUUCUGCAAGCCUUGCACGAUCCAUUAUAAUUACAUUCUCAAAUUCGAGACACUGGACAGGGAUCAGAAUUUUUUGAUUCAGGACAUGAAUCUGAACAAAUAUUUACACGAAAAAAACAAUGUACAAAAUAUGAAUCCUCGCGGUACGACUACUAGACAGGUACUUGACAACUAUAUCAAAGAUAUACCACAAUCGCUCCUCCAUGAGAUUUACAAAAUUUAUGAAAAUGAUUAUAAACUAUUCGAUUAUUCAUUUAAUAUUUUUUAAUGUUAUCUGUAUUUCACUUAUAUCGUUUAUAGGCAACUAUUACAGAUUUAUGCGUAAUGAGUGAUAAAAAAAUAUUAAAUCUUUAUGAAAAUUUUGCUU